AAUAAAUAAUUAUCUUAAAUGGAUAAAUUACAACCAUAUCUCACAAAGGCUUAAGACUUCUACAGGAAAUUCUAUGAAAAGAGAGGAAAAAAAGGAUUAGUGCAAGCAGCAGCUCUGGGUCUUGGGUUGUUGUUCCUCCAAUAUUAAGUGCGAAAACACAAUGGGUGAAUUAUGUAAUUUAUCAUAGAUGGUUAAAGAAGAAGAGUGUAGCCAAUUAACAUGUCUUUAUUACAGGAGGAGCCAGUGGUAUUGGAAGAAACAUGGCAUUUAGAUUUGCUAAAUUAGGAGCUAAAGUAUUUUCAAUUUCAAUACACCAAGAUCUCAAUUGUUGAUUUGAAUACAACUGCCUUGUAAGAAGUGGUAGAUGCAAUUAAUAAGGAGUCAGGGGAUAAAACCGCAUUUGGAGUUUAUUGUGAUGUCAGCGAUCCAUAAUCUGUGAAAAAUGCAAUUUCAGAAUCCAUUAAUUUCCAUAAAAAGAACAUAGAUAUUUUGAUUAAUAAUGCAGGAGUUGUGAGUGGAAAAUAACUACUCCAAAAUUCAGAAGCUGGUGUUACUAAGACUAUCAAUAUCAAUACAACUGCACAUCAUUGGACUGUGAGAGAAGUCUUAGGAAAUAUGAUUGAAAAUAAUCAUGGCCACAUUGUUACCAUAGCAUCAAUUGCAGGCUGGGUUGGAGUCAGAGGAUUGGUUGAUUAUUGUGCUUCUAAAUUUGGAGCUGUUGGUUUUGAUGAAUCCCUUAGAUUCGAAUUAAGAGCUAAAAAAUCUAAAGUGAGAACUACUUGUAUUUGUCCAUAUUUCAUCAACACUGGGAUGUUUGACGGAGCUAAAUCCAAGUUCCCUCUUCUAUUCCCAAUAUUAUCUGAAAGUAACUAUUCUCACAUAUCUUUAGAUUAUGCAUCUCAAAGAAUCGUCAAUGCAAUUCUCCAAAAUGAAACUGUUGUUAUUAUGCCAAUUAUCCUUAAUUUUGCCAUUAUUGUGAAGGCCAUAUUUCCAACAUGUGUGUAUGACAAUAUGAUGGAAAUAUUUGGAGUAAGUGAAUCGAUGGAUCAUUUUAAAGGUAGAGCAUAAUCAAAAUGAAAUAAUAUAUAAAGUGUCAUUAUUAGAAUAAUCAC
This is a messenger RNA of Paramecium octaurelia, 1112 nucleotides long. The record is from the annotation of a GenBank genome assembly. NCBI's taxonomy places the organism in Eukaryota, Ciliophora, Oligohymenophorea, Peniculida, Parameciidae.